AUGUCGGAGGCAUUAAAGAGGCAGCUGGCUCAGCCAUAUCCUGGGCCUUCACUUCUCAGCCUAUCACAUAUCCGCCUCGUCUGCCUGCAUCCUGGAAUAGAUGAAGCCAUUUUUUGCGAGCUGAUGACCGUCUCGAUUGACUCUGCACCGAAUUACGAGGCUUUAUCAUAUACCUGGGGCGACCCCUCCAAUUUAGAAACCAUCACUAUGGCCACGCAAGGCUUCGAGAUCAGGCAGCAAUUCUCGGUAACUUCUAAUUGCUUUUCUGCCCUGAAACGCCUUCGCUAUAAAGACAGAACUCGGGUUCUAUGGAUCGACGCCUUGGCUAUCGACCAAUCUAAUAUCUAUGAGAGUUACCAUCAAGUCAGUCUCAUGUCAAAGAUAAACUCUCAAGCCGUGGGCGUGAUUGUUUAUCUCGGCGAAUCCGCAGAUAAGAGCGACUUGGCCAUCGAAUUCAUCAUGGAGUGCUACGACCCAUCUCCCGAUAAUACCUCCUUAAGUUUCCCGAGGUCCGAUGCCUUAAUGGACGCACUCCGGAGUUUCUUCCUUCGGCCUUGGUUCACUAGAGUCUGGGUAAUCCAAGAAGUCUUCCUAUCAUCCGAGAAGACCAUUUACUGUGGAGAAAAAGAAAUCCCAUGGUCUGCGAUGGAGAACUUCAAGCAUUAUCUCGCCAACACAAGACUGCAGUUUCGACUACCAUACGUGGUCUCAAAAGCAAUCAAAUCCCUUACAAUGCAGAGCGCCGAAAGAUUCAUGUUCUAUGCUCUUCUUGAUUCUCGACAUUGCGAGGCUACUGAACCUUGCGACAAGAUUUACAGCCUACUCUCGAUACUCCAGUCUUACAAUAAGUCACUUGACCUGAUACCAAGGUAUCAAGAUACGCCAGCUAGAAUAUACACAGACUGUGCUCUGUCUUUGUUACCAAGUUGUGGCUGGAGCCUUUUGUACGCAGUUCAAGGGAACAUUAGGACAGAGAACCUGCCUUCUUGGGUACCGGAUUGGAACGUCCCGCCUCAGCGACAUAUCAUCGAUUCAGAUGCUUUCAUGGCAAUGGGCGAAUUCUGGGUAGACGUGUUACUCCCGGCCGUUCCUUUCAGACCAAAAAUCGUAAUGCGCAGCACGAAUGACGGAGAAAAACCUGCGUUGCAUGGAUACGGCUAUUCAUGUGGAAAGGUCUCGAAACUGGGGUCAAUUUAUAUCGCGGGUCAAACACCAUUCCCCUCGGAUGAGUGGUAUAGUCUCGUCAGCAAAAUUGAUCUACCAACACGUCCUGGAACCAACUCAGGUGACAUCAAGUUCCCUUAUCGAACAGAAUCUUUUCUUGACUUUCUGUUACUUGCUCGUUAUCUAUACGGGUUAAGCAUGAAUGAAGAAGAAGAAGACGAUGUCGAUGACUUCCCAAAACCAGAUUUUAUAAUUGGAAGCUCACGCGGUUCAUAUCGGGAGUACAGGUUUGGUGCUAAAUGGGAAGACAGGAUACGAAAACUAGCUCUUGAGAGGAAAGAUGGUGUGUUGCCAUUUAGGGAUAUACCUUUUUAUUAUGCUGCCGCUGGUUGGCCGUCAAGUUAUGGGAAUGCUUUCCAUAAGAAACUGGAGGCUUGUCAUUUGCGGCGGUGCUUUGUUACUGAUACGGGAUAUUUCGGACUUGCGCCGGCGGAAGCAGAGAUAGGAGAUGAAAUUUUUGUCUGCGUUGGGGCGUCGGUUCCGUUCGUGCUGAGAGAGAUCAGCAAUGGUGGUGAUGAGUUUCACUUGGUUGGGGAAAGCUAUCUACAAGUCGGUGGAUGGUAUGGCAUGAUCACCAAACAGAGCAAACCUCAACCUCUAUACAUUGUAUAAUUCUAGUUAGCUUUAUCUCUAUAUUAAGACUCAAU
This is a messenger RNA of Fusarium verticillioides 7600, 1871 nucleotides long. RefSeq lists its product as hypothetical. Bases 1 to 1836 code for a protein of 611 amino acids. Lineage: Eukaryota; Fungi; Ascomycota; Sordariomycetes; Hypocreales; Nectriaceae. The transcript has a single exon. The record is from RefSeq and is a predicted model, not a curated record.